AUGCGACCCCAGAAGCUCCGAAAUGGCACCUUCAUCGUCGCAGGCACCGGCAAGCGUAGCCGCCGUCAAUUCUCCCUCCGCGGAUCAAGCAUCGAGAUACCGCAGCCCGAAGUGAAUGGAUACCGGUCCUUGCUGACCGCCGAGACCACGGGCGAAUCCAUCGAUGUGGUCAAACAUAAUAUCAAAACCACCGCACGCCACUUCUGGGCCUGGCUCAGGUCGCCGGCAGGGAAGGGUGUGCUAAAAUGCACCCUGGCGUACCUCCUGGGAAGCAUGGCGACGUUCCUCUCGCCCAUCUCGGCCUUUCUGGGCAAGCCCGAUGGAAAACACGUUGUCGCGACUUUGACGGUCUACUUCCACGCCAGUCGCACGUGGGGUUCCAUGGUCGAGGCCGUUGCCAUCGCCACUAUUGCCGUUCUAUACGCUGAGCUUGUAUCCGUGCUUGCAAUGGCUUUCUCUGUUGUUGUAGGAGGGCAGCUUGGGCUCAUACCACUUUCGCAUGUCCUCAUCCUCACCUUUUGCAUUGGCGGCGGUAUGGGCUUCAUCGGAUGGGUGAAGCAGAGGCUGAACAACCCCCUGGUCAACGUGGGCUGCACUCUUUCCUCGAUCGGCAUCAUAUCUGUUGUUACUAGAGAGGAGGCCAUCCAUGAAGGGCACUUUUCCGAGGCCAAGAUCGUGCAAGUUUUGAAGAUGUUGGUUAUGGGUAUCACGAUCACCGUGACAGUCAAUCUCUUGAUAUGGAGGGUAUCGGCGAGGGCGCUUCUGCGUGCUUCCGCGAACUCUGCUGCCGUAUCGCUCGCGGACAUGCUCUCCAUGAUCACUCGCGGCUUCUUGAACGGCUCCGAAAGCGAGAUCAUGUCGGGGGACUUCUCCCAGGUCGCGAGGCUGUACAAAACUACGUACGGUAAGAUGACGAAGAGCCUACGAGAGUCCAAGUUGGAGCACUGGGUAUUGGGUCGUGAGAAGAUUUACAACCUGGAAAAGGCCUUGGUGAAGUCACUGGAAUCUCUUUCGCAAGCUAUAGGAGGCUUGAGAAGUGCGGCCGACACGCAGUUCACUCUGCUCAAGGAGAUACCACAGGACCCCAUGGCUGGACAACUGUCUCCUGGAAACACAGUAUUCUCUCCAACGUUGUCCCGCGCCAUGUCCCAAUACCUCAAGGGUGCUCGGGACCGAUUUGCAAGCCUAGCGUCAAUUGAGGAGGACGACGAGAUUGACGAUGAUGACAGCCACCCAAGUCCUACAGAAACGACAGAUGGGCCGCCAGCACCACUCCCAACAUUUCGUUCGCCAUCAGAGAUCUUCGAGCUUUUUAUCGCGCUGCUGGGCCCUUCGAUGAAAUCUUUGGCGUACACCCUAUCAGAAAUCCUCAGGGAACAGGCUUUCGCUGAAGGGGCAGAUUCUACGGUAACAGUCAACCCCCAUUUCAAGCAUAGCUUGCAGGACGCCAUGAUGCUAUACAGCAACGCAAGGACAUAUGCCCUUCAAGAGCUUUACAACAGUAUUGAACUAGGCAGGGCACGAUCCGAAAAGAUCCAGGCAGAUAUUGAGGAGGUCGCUGCUGCCUGCGGACACUUCAGUUUUAGUCUGCAGAAUGUUGCCGAGGACAUCGACGCAUAUCUAACAGCCCUGGAAGAAUUGAAGUACGCCCGUGAAACGGGCUCUCGCAGCUGGAACUGGCUGAAGAUUUGGAGGUACUUCUCAUCGCCCGCAAAGCCCAAGGAGGCCGACCCAAACAAUCUAGACACCGAGCGCUUGCUGCAACAACCUAUGGAACCCGCCGAGCAGCCUGUGCGUGCUAUCAGGAAGUCAGCCGUGCCAAGAGGUAUCCCGGAUACUAUGAUCAAACAAAGAGAUACCUUCAGUUGGAACGCUGCGCCGAAUGCAAGCAGUAUCAUGAGAUUUGCUUCGCAGCAGCUUCUUAAAUAUUUGAGGGCCUUGGCGCGUGAUGACAUUCGAUUCGGUGUCAAAGUAGGCUUUGGUGCCAUGGUUUGGGCGGCCUGCGCCUUCAUUCCGGCAACAAGACCGACAUACCAGCACUGGCGCGGCGAAUGGGGUUUGCUAUCCUUCAUGAUUGUUGCGUCCAUGACGCUUGGAGCGGCCAACACCACUGGGACUGCGAGGUUCAUCGGCACAAUUGCUGGAGUCAGCUUUGCUAUUAUAGCCUGGGCCCUCAGCCAAGGAAAUGGCUUUAUUCUUGCAUUUUUGGGUUGGAUGGUCAGCUUUUUCAGCUUCUACAUGAUGUUGGUCAAGAGCAACGCUCCCUUUGGCAGGAUUACGCUUCUUUCCUGGAACGUCACUGUUCUCUACGCCUAUUCGUUAUCGCAAAAGGUAGACGAUGACGACGACGACGAGGGCGGCUCGAAUCCUCUCAUGUUCGAGAUCUGUUACCACAGAUUCGUCGCGGUCUCGCUGGGUAUUCUCUGGGGUAUCUUUGUUUGCCGCGCAAUCUGGCCCAUUUCAGGAAGGAGGAAGUUCAAGGAGGGCCUAUCGGUGCUCUACCUCCAGUUGGGGCUCAUUUGGAAGAGAGGCCCGCUAGCUAUACUUCUCAGGAGUGACAAUACAAGGUCGUACAUGAGGGCAGGCGAAGAGCAGGCGCUACAGCGUUACGCCUUCAAGCUCGAGGCUUUGCGAAGCGCUGCAAAAAGCGAAUUCGAACUUCGUGGCCCCUUCCCCGAUGCCGCUUACGCUCGCAUCAUGCAGUCCACCGGUAAAAUACUGGACGGCUUCCACGCCAUGCGGUUGGUGACCUCUAGAAGAGGCCAGCUGUCCGCUGGCGAAAGGGCGUUGCUUGAAUAUACGGCAUCAGAGCGGGCACAGCUUUGCGACCGCAUCUGCCACGUGUUCCAGGUGCUCGCCAGCUCUAUGAUGCUUGAGUACCCGCUUACCGACGCGAUCCCCUCGGUGGUGGGCAACAAGGACCGGCUGUUGGGCAAGAUUUAUCAGUUCCGGAAGAAUCACCAACCGCCGUCCCCUAAGAUCGGAAAUGGCGAGGAAGUACAGCCGCAGACCAGCGGCAACGGAUACAACGACCAGAUUACCAAGAACAAUGUGGUCGUGGAAGAAAAGGACUACGCGCUACUGUACGCAUACACCUUGGUCACAGCCCAGGUCGCGCAGGAACUGGAGUGCGUGCAGCGGGAGGUUGAGAACCUGUUUGGCGUCCUUCACACCGAGGCGUUUUUGCUGCAAUAA
Messenger RNA from Colletotrichum graminicola M1.001, 3195 nucleotides. RefSeq names its product ribosomal protein L19. The transcript is spliced from 3 exons. The record is from RefSeq and is a predicted model, not a curated record. Bases 1 to 3195 code for a protein of 1064 amino acids. Lineage: Eukaryota; Fungi; Ascomycota; Sordariomycetes; Glomerellales; Glomerellaceae.